GCUGUUCCACAUUUGUCUGUGGUAAGAAAUAUGGCUGCUGAGAUAAAGCCUGCAACAGCGUCCAGUAGUGAUAAAUUUAGUUCUACAAAGAAACCAGUUCUUCUAUCGAAACUAGAAGGAUGUAAUGAUGAUGUAAAUGCUGCUAUUAUAAUACCGGGUGAAGACGGCGUAAUCAGUGUUUGUGAUGACCGGACUGUUCGAGUAUGGUUGAAGCGUGAUUCAGGCCAAUAUUGGCCCAGUAUUUGUCACUACAUGGCAGCUGGAGCUACUGCUUUGUUCUACUGUGUUGAAACUCGUCAGUUGUUCAUUGGAAUUGAAAACGGCACAGUGUCGGAAUUUACUCUGGCACCAGACUUCAAUCGUAUGACACCUGUACGGAACUACCCCGCUCAUCAGGCUCGAGUAACCAGCAUUCAUUUUGCCCUCAUCUGUGAGUGGAUGCUAAGCAUUGGACAAGACAAAAUAUUUCAAUAUCAUUGCUCUGAGACUGGCCGUCGCCUAGGAAGUUUCCAGAGUGAGGCGUGGUGUACUGCAUUACAGUUUGAUUCACAGUCAAAGCAUGCUUUCAUUGGUGAUUAUUCUGGCCAGAUCACAAUGCUGAAGCUGGAAAAUUCAGGGACAACAUUGAUUACAACACUGAAAGGUCAUACAGGCAGUAUACGUACCAUGGCCUGGGACUCAGAGAAGCAGCUCCUUUUCUCAGGCAGUUUUGAUCAGAGUGUUAUUGUGUGGGACAUAGGAGGUCAGCAAGGAACAGCAUAUGAACUUCAAGGACAUCAUAAUAAAGUGACAGCUCUAUGCUAUGCGAGUCUCAAGCAGCAGCUCAUCUCAGGAGGAGAUGAUUCAGUAAUUGUAUUUUGGGACAUGACCCAGGAGAGAAAGGAGACACCUGAGUGGCAUGAAUCAGACUGCUGUCAGCGAUGUGGACGCCCAUUCUUCUGGAACCUUCGUGCCAUGAUGGACCAACGCCAACUGGGUCUCAGGCAGCACCACUGUCGCUACUGUGGACGUGCAGUGUGUGACCGUUGCAGUGCAGGUCGGACCUCCAUUCCUGUAAUGGGUUUUGAAUUUGAUGUGCGUGUCUGUGAUCCAUGCCUCUCUGAACUCAAAGACAUGGAUCACACUUCUAUGGCCACAUUUCAUGAUGCGAAACAUGCUAUUGUGUUCAUGGACCUUGAUGAGCCCCGCAAACAACUACUAACUGUUGGGCAAGACCGACUGAUUAAAGUGUGGGAUGUUUCUGCACUUCUGCAGUAAUGUACAGUCCUUUGCAAUCCAUGGGAUAUUGUGAUAAAUGAGAGUGUGUUGAUUAACAGGCUGCCAAAACUAUAUUAUGUAAUAUAAAGUUAAAUAUAUAUAAAUGUGCAUGUGCUGUACAUACACUGUGUGUGUGUGCUGGAAUGACUGAAUACUUUUACAUGAUCAAAAUUGACUAUUCAUUAUUAAUCUGUAAUAGGAGGAGCUGCGUCAGUGAUCGAAGCAUCUCAUAACAUGCCUAAGCCUCUUAUCUAACGGUAGACAUUCCAGUGUGGAUGUUAUUGAUGUUCGGAAAAUGACCAUGAUGUCAGCAUUUGAUGGCAUAUCCUGUACCUUAUCAUACUAUAACAUACAAGGUGCUGUUACUUCAUGCACACUUAGAUGUAGUCUUUUCUAGAUUCCAACCUAAUAUUUAAUGUGAUCCACACUUCCAGAGCAACGUAAGAAUUUAAUUGGUUGUAGCUUCUGUGUGGAAUUUGGUUUCAAGAAUGGUUCAGUAUUCCUGUCAGUUGUGCCAAUCACUGAUAACUGGUGAUAUGUUUAGUUGUAGAAUUGUAAAUAGUGAGAAGGAAGAUAGUAACUGAAAUUCAAAUUUUAUAUUUCUGUAAAUCUGAAUAUUACGUUUGGAAGUUCUUUGUUUAAUAUGGUGGGGAGUACUGGUCAUUUCAGUGUUACAUCUCCACACACAAUUACAUCUACCUCAGGCAUAGUAUGACCAGUUUCAGAAAAUUUCACCAAAAAAUUAUCUUUGUAAAUUAGACAGUUGUGUGGUAUGAUCUGAAUACAUCCUUCCUGUGCAAAAGUUACAAAAACAGAACAGUUUCCAGAAUUGCAUGCUGAUUACUAUUUUUACAUACUGAGCAUUUUGCAAAUAUGUGAUGUGAUUUUGGUUCAUAAAGAUAUUAGUAUGGAAUCAUUGCUGGUGAUGAAGCUAUUUGAUAUUACUGAAGAUACAAAGAUUUCUCAUAUAGCUUCAAUAUGCAAGUGACAGGAUUUAUGGAAGGUGAAUAAAUGAAAUAUGAAAAUAUGAAAUUUUGACUAUUUUUUGUCUCAAAUAUUUAUUUAAAAUAUCUAUCACAGCUGGUGCUUUCCUUUUGAAUUGCAUAACAACAGGACUUGCUUAAUACAAUUCCAGAAUAAGGAAACUGGUGUAUAAAGGUUGAUUAACUUAAUUUUAAUCUGGAUUAUUUCAUACUGUAUAGGGAGAAUACUAGGUCAUUUUUUAUUGUGACACUGGUUUUGUGGAAUGGGUGGCAUUGUUGCCACAUAGUGAGCAAUGAAGAAAUUCGCACCUCAGUAUUGGUAUUAAAAGGACACUGUAAUUUGAAAUUCAUUCAGAGUGUGAAAAUUCAUGUAUAAAUUUAUCAUUGGCCACUAAAAUCACAAUGUUUCAUUCACAUUUUGUGAAGUACUGCUUUAUAUGAAACUGGACUGAUUUAACUGUCUUGCUCUAACAUAACUCAUUCAGGAGGGAGAAGAGUGCAUGAAUUGUGAUUUUUCGGUUACCGUUAUUCUUUGUCAUUUACUGCACAAGAGUCACAUUACAGACAUUUAAGUUGAGUUAGUUUAAAGAUUGCCAGAAGUGAAAUUGGUGGUGCUGUUAUAUAUGAUAUCAAGGAAAGAAAACGCCAUAUUUGUGACAGUGACUUGCUGCAAGUGAAAAUAAAGCACCUUACUUAGCUGUACCAAUGUUAAAUUUGAAAUUUGUGAUUCAUCUUAUAAAAUAAUCUUUUAAAUUGCAUAUUGCAGACAGAGUAUAAAAUAUAUAUAUUUUUUACUUUGUUUUGUUUGUUUUUGUGUAUUACAGUCUUUCACUAAUUUGUAUAUUGUAAAACUUGUAAAAUGUCAUUAAAUUUAUGUGCUUGUAUUUAACAUGUGAAUUAAAAUAUCAGAAUCUUCUGUUUGGGUUAAUGUGAUCAGUUCACAUGUUUGGGGGAUGUGCAGGCAGUUUAUAUUUAAACUAGUUUAGAUGUAAUUAACAUUCCAUUGAAUGAUGAAAUACCUCAUUUCCUUUGUUUUCCUAUUUGUCAGCAUAUUUUCUUUAUUUGUAUGUGAUUGAUAAUAUAACAGAUAGUUUGGAAUCCUGUUGACCCUUAUAUAUAUAAUUUCAAUCUUAUAGAUUCUCCCAUCCAACCAGAACUAAAAUGCAGCUGAAGGCCACCAUAAUGCAGAUUAUGAAGCUGCCUCAUAUCUCAUGGGUUUAAAUUACAUAUGAAUGAUAAUUAAAUGUAGAAGUUUUUACAAGUACUUUUUAAUAUUUGUGGGGAAAUAACAUCUAUUCCUUGCUUGAGUAAUGUCUGUGCCUUCAGUACAGUUGGUAUGGGAUGGGUUUUUCAGGUAGACCCUCUGAAUACACAUUAGAUGUUAGAAAUGCCAUUCCAUGUAGGAGUUAAAGGGGCAUUAUAGAGCAGGACACAUGUACCACCUUCAACAAACUAUUUUUUUCUUAAGUUAAGAGGAUCCCAUUAACUACAAAUGAGAUGUAUAUUGUUGUGUGUCAUUAUUAUAUUGCAUUUAUUUAUUUAGAAUCAAAUUGAAACUGGAUGAGUAGUUAACUUUGUGUAGGUCUAGUAUGUUAAGUACAGUUAAGUUACACAGAGAAGUCAAGCUUAGUAAUAUGACUUUAUUUUUAUGAGCAUAGUUUUCAUAAUAAAGUAGAGUUAUCAAAAGUUAUGGGUCCCAGGCUUAUUCCAUUCUAACUCAGUACACAUCUAAUGAUACACAAACACAUUGCACGCAGGGUUGACAUGUCCUAUGCUAAUCUUGUGCUGUUGGGAUGCAGUGGUCCAAGGGUGUUUUCGCCUUUAAAUGAGACACAUUUGUGCAUUAAUCCUACAACUGGAAACAAAGGGAUGUAUGUGCAUUUAUGGACAACAACUUGCAUGUUAUCACAGGUGUGGCCUGGUUACUGGCCUCAGAUUUUGCAUGGUCUGUAGUUACAGUUUGGCUGUGAGAGAAUUACUUACAUUUUUGCUCAGUAGUGAAUAUGAAGAAGGGGAGAUGAUGUUCCUGCUUCCUGCUUGUGCUAUGCCUUCUUUUAUUUAAAUCUUCAUUCCUGCAGUAGCCGAUCAUUGUGGAUAAAUAAAUGAUUUUCAGAAAUAACUACAUUAUAUUUGCAAAUAUAUUUAAGUACAAUCACAUGUUGUGAGCACAGAGGAUAUAAUCCAAAUGAUUUGAGAAACCACUUUCAAAAGGACAUUGAAACUUUUGAUCAUUUGUUAAACAUGAUGCAGCCUUUUGAAACAUCGUGAGAGGAUUAGUUUCUUCAGAAUAGUGCCUAAUGGUUACACUCAGAUUUUUAGCAGAUGAGAUCUUAAAAAUGUUUAAGAAAAUCCUCUGGAAUUUCUGCUCAAGCCUUCAGAUACUUAACCUUUAAACACCAGAGUUUUAUGCAAGUGCCUGCUGCUAGUGCAUCUUUAAAUGCCUGUUGUUGCUCUAUGUUUAAAUGUCAGUUUCUGUUAGGAUGCUUACGUUGUAUCUAAAAGUGCUGUAUCUAAUACAAUUUUUAUGAUAAAUGAA
This is a messenger RNA of Cryptotermes secundus, 4776 nucleotides long. RefSeq names its product WD repeat and FYVE domain-containing protein 2 (gene Wdfy2). The record is from RefSeq and is a predicted model, not a curated record. The coding region runs from base 31 to 1257 and encodes 408 amino acids. Gene Ontology annotation, molecular function: metal ion binding; protein binding. The transcript is spliced from 7 exons. NCBI's taxonomy places the organism in Eukaryota, Metazoa, Arthropoda, Insecta, Blattodea, Kalotermitidae.